AUGACUCACAGUUUUUCAAAGAGAUUGCCUUUGUUCUACAUCAAAGUGUAUAAGAUUGUGGAUGAUCCUUCUCUCGAUCCAAUCAUCUCUUGGGGCAAAAGCAACAAGACCUUCAUCGUUUGGGAUCUCAAAGGGCUUUGCAGAGAAAUUCUCCCGAAAUACCCUGGACUGGGCAGGAACCACACACAAUUUGUCUCACAACUUGAGUAUUACGGGUUUGAAAGAGUCAUUGGGGCAGGAAAAUUGGAAUUUGGACAUGAUUAUUUCGUGAGAGGGAAGCCUCAUCUUCUGAAAAAGAUGUGGAUACAAGCUUUGUCAAUUGAGAAAAUUGAAGCUAUUUUUGAAGCAAAUAUUGCUCGAUUUAGAGCAAAGACUGAGAAAACUAAUCUUGAAACAAAGAUUGCUCGAAUCAGAACAAUGAUUGCUCGAUUCAAAGCAAGCCAAGAUAGAGUCAAAGUAGAUAGAGUCAAAGUAGAGGAUCUCUUGCAAAACUUACGAAUCUGA
Molecule: messenger RNA, 504 nt
Organism: Thlaspi arvense
Lineage: Eukaryota; Viridiplantae; Streptophyta; Magnoliopsida; Brassicales; Brassicaceae
Source: the annotation of a GenBank genome assembly